UCUUGUUUAGAGAAAAAAAAUAUUAUUUAAUCCUCAGUCAUACAGUGUCAGCAUGCUACAAAAGCUGAGGACGGUGACGGAGAUACAGCUUGGAGUUUCUCUUCAGAAGAUAGAAAUUGACCCAGUACUUCAACUCAAGUCAGCAAGAAAGUUUUGGGGAAAACAAAAAUUUACUUCAGUAGAUAUGGAAAAUGUGGCUGCUUGUGGCCUAAAUGAAGUGAAGAACAAUGGAAAAUCUGUGUUCAGAAUAGUUUACUUCAGUCAAAAUGCACAUGAGUUUAAACACUACGACUUUGAAACUGAUGCUGAUGAUGCAGGAGAAAUCGUGGAACAGGUCAAUCACAUUAUCAAGUCCAACAUGAGUGGGAAAAGAUAAGAAUACUUGUCUUCGAAAGAAAGAAAAUCUGACAAAAGAAGAUCUUUAAGAUCAUAACCAUUGUAACAAGAACUACUGAAGCUUACUCACACUAUUAAAUGAUUGAUUAAUAAAAAUUAUACUGUAUUUCCUCAAA
Messenger RNA from Stylophora pistillata, 512 nucleotides. Its product is annotated as target of rapamycin complex 2 subunit MAPKAP1. Gene Ontology annotation, cellular component: plasma membrane; cytoplasm; TORC2 complex. Gene Ontology annotation, biological process: TORC2 signaling. Lineage: Eukaryota; Metazoa; Cnidaria; Anthozoa; Scleractinia; Pocilloporidae. The record is from RefSeq and is a predicted model, not a curated record. Gene Ontology annotation, molecular function: phosphatidylinositol-4,5-bisphosphate binding.